UUAGUCUGCAAACAUGUCGAUGUGGCUGUCGGAUAACCAGAAGAUCGGGGUGGUCUUCUGCUCAGGCGGUGGUCUCUUCCUCGUCGGAGGAGUGAUGCUCUUUUUUGAUCGCGCCAUGCUUGCGAUGGGAAAUAUCCUUUUCCUCAUCGGCCUGACAAUCAUCAUCGGUCCUCAAAAGACGUUUCUCUUCUUUGCCCGAAAACAAAAAGCAAAAGGCACAGCAGCAUUUUUUGCGGGCCUCACGCUGAUAUUGAUAAAAUGGACCUUUAUCGGCUUCAUAGUAGAAGCCUACGGCAUAGCCGUAUUAUUCGGGGACUUUUUGGGGACGAUUGCUGGAUUCGCUCGAGGUCUGCCGGUAAUCGGACCAUAUAUCGGCAUGCUGGUAGAUCGGAUGGGUCUGGGGCGCCGCAACGCUGAGCUGCCCGUCUAAGUCCACUUGCGCUCCUGUUUGCGCUACGAUUGCCGCCAUUGUGCCAUUUACUUGGCCAACUGUUGAAACUACUGGAGGAUCCAUGAAAGAGACAAAGGGCGAUGGCAAAAGAAACCCAAAGGGGUUGGUAAUAUCUUGGCUCGCGUGAGCUGCGGCAUUGGUGUUUUGGCGUUGGCGUUGAAACUGAACUGCGGCCUUUAUGGAACCCGGAUGGUGUAAAAGUAACUGCUGGAUUGUGUAGAAUAGUUACCAUACUAUGUAUCGGCCUAGGCUUGAGUGGAAUAUCUAUAAAAAGAGCAACUGGGUCACAUCUACCAGAUAGGUAGCCAUGUAAUUAAACAUCACCCAGAAAUAGCCGAGCGAAAGUUUCAUGUGAGAACGCAACAGUUUGAAAAUGAGACUUGAAAAUA
Trichoderma atroviride IMI 206040 is the source of this 840-nucleotide messenger RNA. The record is from RefSeq and is a predicted model, not a curated record. Lineage: Eukaryota; Fungi; Ascomycota; Sordariomycetes; Hypocreales; Hypocreaceae.